ACGCAAGAGAGAAACCUUGUGCAAUGGAUUGCUCGCAUUUACAAAGUAACUCACCUGUAUUCCAGCUUUAACACAUUCGCUGCUAGCUUAUCGAGUGCUGUCGUGUGGAAAACUGAAUUUUACAAUUGUCAUGGUUAAUGAAAUCAUAUAAAAUGGUAAAUUCCUUCAGUGAAUAUAUGUUUUUUAAGAUAUGCUCAGGUAUCGGCUGUAAAUUGUUUGAGAAUAUAAAAUUAUAUUGUAAAUCUUUAAUCCAGGCACGCCCGGUUUCAGAAUCAAAUCACUGAGGGUGCUCUACUUCUACUUUGACAUACUGUAUAUUUUUGUCCCAUUCAAUGCUAUGCUUAGCACCUUAUAUGCAUCUAUGAUUAUCACUAUGUCCGUCAUUCUAAUAUGGAGAGUGAAUCCCGGUGUACGGCAGGGGUGUCAAACACAGUUCCUGGAAAAAAGCCACUUGUUCCAAACCCGCUCCUACACGCGUACUAUGUGGUGUACAAGGUCAGAAAGUGUAGUACCUCUCCUCUCCACCGAUGGGUGUUAAGGACAGAUUCACACACGGUCGCUGUUUAUCAGUUACACGAAGGAGUCCGAGAGGCAAGAACAUGGCGACUUCCAUAUGUAGGACGUUGAAAUACUUUCAACCUAAAACAUGUCUGAAUAUAAAGUGUUCCGCUUCGCUGCUGGACGUGCGGCUGCCGCAGCCGCUGCUGCUUCCGAUCCGCACAAAGAAGCGCUACUUCAUUCCUCCGGCGGUGAACGUGAAACAGAAGAGCCAAAGCGAGCAGGAGGCUAAAGCCCGGGCUGCGGGUGUGGUGGUCCGGCAGCAGUACAUCGAGAGAGCCAUCAAUAUCUCAUGCACAGCGGGCAUCUUUGAUCCGUACGUUCCUCCUGAAGGAGAUGCACGCCUCUCCACACUUUCCAAAGAAGGUCUGAAACAGCGCACAGAACAGCUGCGUCAGAGCGCAGCAUCACAGCUGGCCUUUCGUAAAAUAAAAGACCAUGACCCUGAGUUCUCCACUAAAGAGUUCCCAGCACUAGCUCAGCAGAUCUUCAUAGACGCUCAUGCAGCACUCACACAAUUUAACAAAGAAAAGCUUCAUUCUUUGGUGACAGAGAGGUGUUACCCUGAGAUGGUUCGAGGGAACCGUUAUAAGACUCUGCGCUGGCGCUUCAUUGAGUCACUGGAGUCACCGCGAGUGGUCCAUGCAAGGUGUCCUGACAUGAUCAGCAAGGGCAACCUUUAUGGUCAGGUGACUCUCCGUAUGCACUCUAGACAGACAUUGGCAAUCUAUGACCGCUUUGGCCGGUUGAUGCUUGGGGAUGAGGAUGAACCCAGGGACGUCCUGGAAUACAUAGUGCUGGAGAGGCAUCUGGUAAACCCCUAUGGGUGCUGGAGACUUCAUGGCAAGAUUGUUCCAGCAUGGGCUCCGCCAAAAGAUCCAAUUAUAAAGACUGUUUUGAUUCCUGGUCCUAAGCUGAAGCCCGAGGAGGAGUUUAAGGAUCUGAAUUACCAGGUACCAAAACCAGCGGCAGUGCAGUGGCACAAGUAAUUCUGAAUGUGGUGCCUUACUCCAUCCAACACAGGUCCACUCUGUACAGACUGAUUUCAAAUAAUCCAAAUAAAUAUUGCUGUAUUUAUAAAAA
Molecule: messenger RNA, 1641 nt
Organism: Cyprinus carpio (common carp)
Lineage: Eukaryota; Metazoa; Chordata; Actinopteri; Cypriniformes; Cyprinidae
Gene: mrpl45
Product: mitochondrial ribosomal protein L45
Cellular component (GO): mitochondrion
Source: RefSeq, a predicted model, not a curated record